AUGUCUAUUGAUUUGACUAAAAAUUUCUUGAAACUUUUAUAUUAUUUUAAUAGACAAGAUUUGGUUUCAUUUUGUCAUGAACAUCAUAUUUUAUUUAAUGAAGCUAAAAAAACUGGUGAUCAUGGUCCGGUGACAACUCAUUAUUAUGAAGUAAUGUCUGGUGUUAUUGAUGAAUAUUUUAAUGGAAAUUUUCAUUUUGUUCCUCCAAGAAAUAAAUCAAUAUUGUUGGAGGAUGCUCUUGAAGAGUUACAUAAAAGGAUAGGUGAAACAUUACAAUUAGAUGAAACAAAAAAUUGUUUAGAUAUUGGUUGUGGUAUUGGUGGUGUUAUUCGUGAUUUAGCUUAUACUAAAGCUUCAAUAACUGGUGUUACAAUUGCCCCAAAUGAAGUAAUAAUUGGUAAUGAAGAAUUAAAAAAAAGAAAAAUAUAUCCAAGAUGUCAAUUAAUUGAGGCUGACUGUCAUAAGAUGCCAUUUAAUAAUAAUCAAUUUUCAUGUGCCUAUGCAAUAUAUUCAUUAAAAUAUUUUGUUGAUCUAAAACCAGCAUUAUUAGAAAUUUCAAGAGUUCUUAAAAAAGGUGAUUUACAUCGUGAACAAAUUGAAGGGUUAGAGUAUGCAUGUGGUAUGCCUUCAUUACAUAGUAAAGAUGAAAUGAUAACGAUUGCAAAAGAGUGUAAUUUACAUUUUAUUGAAAACAUUGAUUUAACCAAAGAAACAAAUGAACCAUUUUAUUAUUGUUUUAGUUCAAAUAAGGUAUUUAUGUGGCUUGCUCAGUCAGAUUUAAUUGGUUUUUUAAUAAAAACAGGGCAAGCAUUAAAUAUUUUACCAAAAGGAUUCUAUGAAUUUAAUAAAAUAUUUUUAAGUGGAACUGUUAACAAAAUUGUUAAAAGUGGAGAAAUGGGAAUAUUAAGUGGUGGUGAAAUAUUAGUUUUUGAAAAAAUUUAA
Messenger RNA from Strongyloides ratti, 942 nucleotides. Its product is annotated as Methyltransferase type 11 domain-containing protein. Lineage: Eukaryota; Metazoa; Nematoda; Chromadorea; Rhabditida; Strongyloididae. The record is from RefSeq and is a predicted model, not a curated record. Bases 1 to 942 code for a protein of 313 amino acids. Gene Ontology annotation, biological process: sterol biosynthetic process. Gene Ontology annotation, molecular function: sterol 24-C-methyltransferase activity. Gene Ontology annotation, cellular component: endoplasmic reticulum. The transcript is spliced from 3 exons.